ACCACACACAGUCAAUCGUGUUCUGUUAUCGAAAUCGUUUCUCAACUAAAAUCACUCUCUAUUUACUCUCCAUUCGUCACUGUGCUGUUGCUGACUCUGCACUGUGUUCCUGUUGAACAUUUUCUGAUUAUUACUUUUAGUCUGAACAAAAUUUCUCGUUUUUAGUUUUGUUACAAAACACUGGCUGCAUCCAGCAUAAUAUUCAGAUUUUGUUUUCGUUUUAAUUUUGUUUUUAUUUGCUUAUUUGUUUUAAAGUUCACGUAGAUAAUUUUAACAAGUCGAAUGUUUCGUGGAAGAAAUACCAAAACGGAUCACACUAUGAGGUGGCUUUUUCAACUAAUCGUAUUGAUGGUUAUCCUAGCUGUAAACGACGUUCGAUGUGCCAGUACAAUGGAAAAUGCAACAAUAAAACCGGCUGCAGAAAAAAUUACGGUCAUAUCGUGCACAUUGACCAACAUAACGGAUUCACAGCCGGUGAAACCAUCGUCCUGUUAUCAGCGCAUCACUUAUCUGUUCAUCAAAAAUUCUCGUAUCUCGGUGUUCCCGCACAUUUUCGAUUAUUUCCCAAAUCUGCAGAGUGUGGACAUUUCUUCGGCAGGAGUUGAGCACAUUGAAAGUACAACAUUCGAUUCGGCUACCCAUUUGGACGUGCUGGAAAUGGGAAACAGUAAUAUGCAAACGCUGCCCAACAAUCUGUUCACACACGUUAACAACUUAACCAGCCUGGAUCUGUCGAACAGUAGCAUCGAGAUCGUGGAACAGUUUGCGUUCCACGGACUGUCCAACCUGAAACGAUUGGAUUUGUCUGGUAAUAAGAUCGUUUCGCUGGAUCGUCAACUUUUCCUGCCAUUGAGCCGUCUGCAAAGUAUCCGUUUGAGUAACAACAAAAUCCAAGUGAUCGAUAGAGAUCUGUUCAUGCACAACAGUCGAUUAAUGUCUGUGUACCUAUCCAGCAACGAUAUCAUCAGCGUCGAUCCGAACGCGUUCAUGAACUGCAUAUUGGUGUCGUUGGAUUUGGGAUCGAAUCAGCUGAACGAUCUGGAUCUGACCACAAUUAAAUAUUUGAAGGAGCUGAUCGUCAACGACAAUCAGUUGCACGUACUCAGGAUACCGUCCGUCACCGAAAAGAUCGAGGCCAAGAACAACAGCAUUGUCGCAAUUGAGUCGGAUGAGACGAAUAAACUGGUGCAGCUGUACCUAUCGGCUAAUCACUUCACGAAUUUUUCGAGUUUGACCAUUUUGAAUAAGCUCCAGUUCCUCGACCUGUCGGCCAAUCACAUCCGGAAUUUCGCAUUUUCCGAUGUAAAAGCUCUGACGCAACUGAAAGAGCUGCAACUCUGCCGAAAUAAAUUACCCGAAAUCAAAGUGGAAGAUGUGGUCACCAAUCUACCGAAACUGAAAAUUUUGGAACUGUCCACGAAACACUGGUCCGAUUCGUACGUCGAGCAAUUGCAAACCGAUCUGAAAGGCCACGGCAUCUACUUGGGACAAAAUCGCGACGUCCUUCCCGACGAUGAUUCGCCGGUUGUGCCCACCAUUCGGCCGACACCAGUUCCAUCACGAACAACCGUCAAUCCGGCAUUUACCACACCGAAUUCCGGCAACGUUGAACCGCUGCUGAAGGAAAUCCAAAAGCAACUGAGCGAUCUGGAGUAUCGAAUGGGUGCGAAUGCAGCGGCUGAUAGUAAGAAAAUGGACAGGCAAUUGGCUGGUGUGGAGGAUAAGCUGAUGAAAUCGAACGAGGCUAACGAUGCCAAAUUGGAGGUGUUACGAUCGUCGUUUAAAGUCUACGAAGUGUUGGUCAUCAUAAUGGCCGUUUGUGUAUUCGUUUUCCUGUUGUUUAAAUUGGUCGUGUACUCGAAACGAAUGCUGAAUGGUAUGCAAUAUCGGCGAGCGCAGUCAAGCGAUCCAAUUUUUAGUGAGCAGGAUCUUUAGGUUGAUGUGCUUGUUUGUUUCAAUUUCUUAGUUUAAGCUUAAGUUUUGUUAUUGCCUUUAAAGAUUUAUGCCAAAAAAAAAAUGGGGAGGGAGAAAAGAGCUUUACUUUUCGCAGAUCGGGCUCGUAUACAGUAUAAAGUCGCUGUGAUGUUAACUCAAAUUGUAAAUCAUUUACCUAAUGAAAAAUGUUUUCAUUUGAUUGAUUGAUUGAAAUAAAAAUUU
Molecule: messenger RNA, 2157 nt
Organism: Bradysia coprophila
Lineage: Eukaryota; Metazoa; Arthropoda; Insecta; Diptera; Sciaridae
Molecular function (GO): protein binding
Source: RefSeq, a predicted model, not a curated record